AUGUAUUCCAUUGUUCCUGGUUGGUAUUUUGGUCGCUCCGUGCAUUUUCACAUCAAGGUGUACACUGGGGGAAAUGGUUCGGUUGCCGACAACGGGACGUUUAUCGCUGGGAGCGCCGUCCACACCGGUCAAUUUUUCUUUGUAGAUGACUUCAUUGCGAAAGUCGGGAAUACGACACCAAUGAUACAACACCAACACGGUCACUCGCGUCUACAAUGCAGAUGA
This is a messenger RNA of Fomitiporia mediterranea MF3/22, 225 nucleotides long. RefSeq lists its product as uncharacterized. Gene Ontology annotation, molecular function: iron ion binding; oxidoreductase activity, acting on single donors with incorporation of molecular oxygen, incorporation of two atoms of oxygen. The transcript has 2 exons. NCBI's taxonomy places the organism in Eukaryota, Fungi, Basidiomycota, Agaricomycetes, Hymenochaetales, Hymenochaetaceae. The coding region runs from base 1 to 225 and encodes 74 amino acids. The record is from RefSeq and is a predicted model, not a curated record.